CUUCUCGACACUUUGCUUCUUGCUCCUGUUAGUAACGCACGUCAAAUUAAUGCCGGUUUCGCUCGUAAUUGCGAUAUCUUCAAGCCUUCGAAUCAUCCAUCUGAAAGAAAUCUAAAGUCUCUUGUUGCAUCUGAUAGUCAAUCUGGUUGUCUCUCUUCAUUUUUCCCAGCUUCACUGCUUCCUGAUCCUGCUCCCUCAGGCCAUCCUCUAACUUUAAAUCAGUCGGUUACUUCAUGUGAAAUGAAUACAUUGGAAACGCAUGCAAUAGUGAACACAUUCCCUUCUUCAACUUCACCUCCUGCUUCGAUUUCCAUCCGAACGUCUCUACUUGGUUUAGACUUGCCUACAUACUCAUCUACAGCUCUUUCUAUCCUUCCAACUACUUUAGCUCCAACUACAUCAUCAACAGCAACUUCCGAUUUUCCAGACGUCCUUGCUUUCAAUUCAUGCAUCUCAACCUCAGAUUCAGAUAAAUUUUCUCCUACCUCUUCACAGAUUUUCGUUCCCACUCAGGAUUCUAAGAGAGGGCUUGAGCAACACGAAGUUUGCAAGCAAAAUUUUUUUCCCCUUUUAUCUUCCCCACUCUCUCUGCCAAUGACAGGUGAUUCUGAAUCAUCUUCCACAGUCACUCUUCCUGGCAUCCAUGGCACCGAGAUGAAUCUAGAUCAUGGCGUCGGCACAAAUCCGAAUGAUAAGCCUUCUCUUGGUUCUAAAGUUUCUAUCUCUAAAAAGUCGAGUGAGGGCGUUUCUCUUCUUGAUUUUCUAAACCGCCGUUCAGGUAGUGAAAGCCUUUUAGAAACUAAAUGUUCGCAUGUGGCCGCUAUCACUCCAGUUACCACCUUUAACAAUACGGCUACAGUCUCUCCAGAUAGCUUGACUGGAAUUCUGACUAGAGCCGAUAAAGGUAUUAGUAUUACGUCUGUCUUACCCACAACAAUGCCUGCUCUCAAGACACCGCUCCAAGUAACUGAAUCCACAGUAAGAAAGUCUCCAUUUUUGCCCUAUCGGCUUUAUCGAGUUUCUCGUCGUCCAAUUUUAAAAUCUAAAGAGAAUGCUUCCAGCAGUGCUGUCUUUCACUCCAUUCCCACAUCCAUUCGUGUUCUUGCCAAUGAUCGUCAGUUUUCCAACAUGCGUGAUGACAUGAGACAAUCUGCCUCCGUUGCCACUUCCUCAUUGGAUAAAACUCUAACGAGUAUGGAUGAAACAGAAUUCAACCAUAAUGGAGCUAGUAAUGUUGGCUUCGUUUCUGCUUCCAGACGCUCGGAAGUUCUUAACAUAGAUAAAGAUAAUGCGGAAUCGGCUUCAGCGUCUAUGCGUCUCAUUUGCUUUGCGUGCCCUCUAGAAGAAUGUACUGCCAUAUUUUCAGACAAAGUCUCAUUCUGUAAUCAUUUCAUGGGUCAUCUGGGCCCGAGACGAAGUUUCCCUGGUCGUGCCUCCCAAGCAACCGCCGAGGCGUUGAUCUCCUCUCCACCGCUGAAACUCCAGCGUCAAAGCUAUCUGGCUGAGUCACCACUAAGGCCACGAUCACCAGUUCGACCACUCUCUGCUUCUUUUCGUCGCAUGGCCACACGCCAAACGGAUACCAGAGUUUUCGCUCAAGGCGAUAUUCUCUUUACUUCAACUCCCUAUGAGGCCUACUCGGACGCUUUUACAACCGAUAAAUUCUCUGCCAAUUCAAAUUUGGUUGCACCCGCUCCUAUUUCGUCACAAGACGAAAACAGAACAACUCACUGUCUUAGAUACGGCCCCAGUCGUCGUCUACCUUCUCCGAUUCCAGCACUGCGUCUACCUUUUUCCAAGUCGGAACCCACUCAACUACCACAGUCACCACCUCUGCCACAUAUGUCCAGUAAAAAAGCGGCUUACAUAUUUCCUGUCACGCCCUCCAGUGCAGAGUUGAUAUCGCCUCAAACCAAUCCUGCAGAAUGUGAUCGGGUGGUAAGGUUAUGCCCUGCAACUGAAAAGGUUUUGGAUUUGGCCUGUGAGUCGUCUGAAAUGAGUAGAGCUGGGAAUACAAAUAUGGGAAAAAUGGAUGAAAAGCAAGAGUUCGACCUUAGCGAAGAGAAGAGUGAAGAAACACAGAAGGCAAAAAAACAUACUCAACCUGAUGGCUACCUCGAAACAAGUAAGGUGCUUGAGUCAGGUUGCUUCGCUUUGCCCUAUGCACAGUCACAUGCCGAUUCCUCUCUUUCAUCAUCUGCUCAUCUGGUAAGUGCACUGCUUGCCUGA
Molecule: messenger RNA, 2229 nt
Organism: Protopolystoma xenopodis
Lineage: Eukaryota; Metazoa; Platyhelminthes; Monogenea; Polystomatidea; Polystomatidae
Source: the annotation of a GenBank genome assembly